AUCCCUUAGUUAACGGAGAGAAGUAAAAAUAGAGAAGUUUUCGGUGGUUUUAACAAUUCAUGCUAAAUUUUCCUUGCGUCUAUUACUCCAUGUAUUUAGUAUAAACUCAAACUAAUCACCGAAAACAACUGCUAAAAUAACAAAUACUCAAUACUGGCAACUUUGCCUUUCUUGAUUUUACUCUGUUUCUUCCACAAUGGGAUUGAUCAAGAUUCAAUCUUUUUCAUUCCUGUUCACAAUCUUGAUUCUUUCACCAUCAUCAUCAUUGUCUCACCAUCAUCGUCGUCAUCAUCAUCGUCGUCGAAAUUCACAGCUUAUUCCAAGUAUAUUUCAUCCACCUUUUUUACCAUCAAAUAUAAAUGGUGAAUGGGUACUUUUACAUGCUUCAAUUGGUGUCUCUGCAAUGCAUAUGCAGCUUCUUUAUAACAACAAAGUAAUCAUAUUCGAUAGAACAGAUUUCGGAGCUUCUAAUCUUUCACUUCCACAAGGCAAAUGUCGUUACGAUGAUGAAGUUCUUGAUGUUGAUUGCUCUGCUCAUUCUAUUCUUUACGACAUUUCAUCGAACACUUACCGUCCACUUAUGAUUCAAACUGAUGUUUGGUGUUCUUCUGGUGCUCUUAAUUCUGAUGGUACCCUUAUACAAACAGGUGGAUACCAUGCCGGAGAUCACAAAAUACGACUGUUUUCGCCGUGUGAAGGUGAAUGUGAUUGGACUGAAUUACCGCAGAAUUUAACGGUUCAGAGAUGGUAUGCUUCUGAUCAUAUACUUCCUGAUGGACGUGUAAUCAUUGUUGGAGGAAGAAAAGCUUUUAGCUAUGAAUUUUUCCCCAAAACUUUGAACGAUAAUGGUGGGGUUUUUGAUCUUCCGUUCUUGGUGGAAACUACAGACCCAAUGGAAGAAAACAAUCUUUAUCCAUUCAUAUACAUUUUACCCGACGGGAAUCUUUAUAUUUUCUCAAAUCAACGCUCAAUUGUAUUAGAUUACGUGAAUCACAGAGUCGUCAAGGAAUUCCCCAUGAUUCCCGGCGAGAAAAGGAGUUAUCCGGCAACUGGGUCUUCCGUAAUGCUUCCGUUACGUCUACAUCCAGCUCAAGAACCGGUCGUGGAGGUGAUGAUUUGCGGCGGCGCGUGGGGUGGCGCGUAUGUCAAAGCACUAGAGGGGGAGUUCUGGCGAGCUUCAAGUUCAUGUGGUCGAAUGAGGCUGACGGAUCCGGAUCCUAAAUGGGUCAUGGAGGAAAUGCCUUCGGGUCGGGUCAUGCCCGAUAUGUUGUUGUUACCCACAGGAGAUGUAAUUAUACUGAACGGGGCGGCAAACGGAGCGGCCGGGUGGGAGAAUGCGAUUGACCCGAUAUUAAACCCGGUUCUUUACAGACCCGAUGAACCCGACCCGGUGAAAAGAUUCACUGUGCUCACCCCCAGUACAAUUCCAAGAAUGUACCACUCAUCAGCUACUCUACUGCCAGAUGGCAGGAUAUUAGUGGGUGGGAGUAAUCCGCAUGCAACGUACAACUUUACAGGCGUAAGGUACCCUACAGAAUUAAGCUUAGAGGCGUUUUCUCCACCUUAUUUGGCUACAGAAUACGCACAUCUGCGUCCUUUAAUCCAAGCCGUUGAGGCGGGGCAAGUCUUAUCGUACGGUCAACAAUUCUCCAUCACGUUCACUCUACCGUUUUCACAGGCUGAUGCAGAGUUCAUAGUAAGCAUGAUUGCACCCUCAUUUACUACCCACUCAUUUGGGAUGAAUCAAAGGCUGUUGGUUUUGCACAUUUUGGGAAUAGAAAGGCUUUAUAUGUUUAGCUAUAAAGUUACAGUGUUAGCACCUCCAACAAGGAAUAUUGCACCUCCAGGAUAUUAUAUGGUGUUUGUAGUUCAUCAAGGUGUUCCUGGGCAUUGUGUUUGGGUGAAAAUACAGUGACACUGUAGCAAUUUUGCUCAAUUGUUUUUGAAUUUAGAUCAUAUGUGAAUUUUUUGGCUAGGUGCAUCAUAAUUUUUGAUAGGCAGUUGAAAUAAAAAAAAAAAUUGAGCAGUUGAGAAUAUAUAUCACCAUGUUUUACAAUCAAGAAGAAGUGAUUGUGUAGAGUGGCAGUCAAUUAUAUUGUUUAUUCUUUGGGCUAAA
Messenger RNA from Solanum dulcamara, 2116 nucleotides. Its product is annotated as aldehyde oxidase GLOX-like. The record is from RefSeq and is a predicted model, not a curated record. The transcript has a single exon. NCBI's taxonomy places the organism in Eukaryota, Viridiplantae, Streptophyta, Magnoliopsida, Solanales, Solanaceae. The coding region runs from base 197 to 1915 and encodes 572 amino acids.